GUGUUUCCGGUCGGACUAGUCGCGUUGCACCAUUCCUCAGGAAGUGAGCAUUUUCUCGGCAGCUUCCGUUUCCUAUUCCUGGUGCAUUGUGGAUCAGGCGGGACGCCAUUUAGUCGUUGAACAGCAGCCACGCUAGUUUGUCACCUUGAACCAACAAACAUGUCUAUUGGCGUGCCAAUCAAAGUUCUCCAUGAGGCAGAAGGACACAUUGUGACAUGUGAAACCAACACUGGUGAAGUGUACAGAGGAAAGCUGAUAGAGGCAGAGGACAAUAUGAACUGUCAGAUGUCAAAUAUCACAGUGACCUACCGGGAUGGCAGAGUGGCACAACUAGAACAGGUCUACAUCAGAGGCAGCAAAAUAAGAUUUCUCAUUCUUCCAGACAUGUUGAAAAAUGCUCCUAUGUUAAAGAGUAUGAAGAAUAAAAACCAAGGAUCUGGAGCAGGAAGGGGAAAAGCUGCUAUUCUCAAAGCUCAAGUGGCAGCAAGAGGCAGAGGACGUGGCAUGGGUCGUGGAAAUAUUUUCCAAAAACGACGAUAACAGUGUUUUGUGUUUUAAUUGCCCCACCUGACUGUUUAAGCAACCCUUCUUCUGUAGUGUUUUUUUUUUUUAUUAAUAAAAUUGUUCACAAAAAAGAUCUGUCCCUUUAAUUAUCCCAUGUUUUGAAACUGGAUGAACCUCCUUAAAAUGAUGCUAACUGUCUUCAUAUGCUAAACUAUGAUGAGGUUCUUUUGCUUUUUGUAUAAUUUUAAGGAAUUCAAAGUGAAUUUAGCAUUUUAUGGCAAAUUUAGCUGAACUUUUGUCAUUGACCCUUAAUGUUUACAACUGGAAGUGAGAUUUGGGAUACUGGGGAAUCCAUACGUUUUAACACCACUCCUGAGCAGCUUUGCCCAGGCCACACUUGGCAAAAGGCUAGAUUGUAUAUACCCCUCUUAAAGUACAUGAACAAAUAAAAUGCAAUGGUUUUUGUUUCUUUGAGCCCAUAUAGUCACAACAGGCAUGUAUCGUGCUACAGGACACUGCAUCACACCUAAGUUUGAACCUUGCUCCCCUUAACUGGUUGAGGCUUUGUCCUGAUUGCUUCACUACUAUAUAUUAAAAAAUAAAUAAAAAUCCAGACAAUGGUUA
This is a messenger RNA of Pelobates fuscus (common spadefoot toad), 1128 nucleotides long. RefSeq names its product small nuclear ribonucleoprotein D3 polypeptide (gene SNRPD3). Gene Ontology annotation, biological process: spliceosomal snRNP assembly; RNA processing. The record is from RefSeq and is a predicted model, not a curated record. Lineage: Eukaryota; Metazoa; Chordata; Amphibia; Anura; Pelobatidae. The coding region runs from base 160 to 540 and encodes 126 amino acids. Gene Ontology annotation, cellular component: U1 snRNP; U4 snRNP; precatalytic spliceosome. The transcript is spliced from 4 exons. Gene Ontology annotation, molecular function: RNA binding.